AUGUCAUUUGCCAGACCUGCCUUGUGCUUGAGGCUUUGCCUUUGUGCAUUCAUCGGGAUAAACAUUGGGACUGACGUCUCAGACCUUCCGUCUGAGACAGAUACAGUUGCGCUCCUUAAAGCCCAUCAAAUUUCACAUGUGCGCCUCUAUAAUGCUGAUACUCACAUGCUGAAAGCCCUUUCAAACAGUGGAAUUGAAGUAAUGGUAGGUGUCACAAAUGAGGAAGUCCUAGGGAUUGGACAGUCUCCAUCAACAGCAGCAGCCUGGAUUAAUAAAAAUGUUGCAGCUUAUUUGCCUUCAACCAAUAUUACAGCCAUUGCUGUUGGCAGUGAGGUUCUUACCUCAAUUCCUCAUGCUGCGCCGGUUUUGGUUUCUGCUAUGAAUUCCCUUCAUAAAGCCCUGGUUGCUUCAAACCUAAAUUAUCAGGUCAAAAUUUCAACUCCACAGUCCAUGGAUAUAAUCCCUAAGCCAUUCCCCCCGUCCACUGCCGGCUUUAAUUUAUCAUGGGGACCUACCAUUUACCAAAUCCUUCAGUUUAUAAAAAACACAAAUUCCUAUUACAUGCUAAAUGCCUAUCCUUAUUAUGGGUACACCGAGGGGAAUGGAAUUUUCCCGCUUGAUUAUGCUCUUUUCCGCCCACUUCCCUCUGUCAAGCAGAUUGUUGACCCAAACACUCUUUUCCAUUAUACCAGCAUGUUUGAUGCUAUGGUGGACGCUACCUAUUAUUCUAUAGAGGCUUUCAAUUUUUCUGGGAUCUCUAUUGUUGUCACAGAGUCUGGUUGGCCAUGGUUUGGUGGAUCCAAUGAACCGGAUGCCAACACAGGAAAUGCUCAGACGUACACAAAUAAUUUGAUUCGGCGAGUGUUAAAUGAUUCAGGUCCUCCCAGCCAGCCAAAGUUGCCCAUCAACACGUACAUUUAUGAGUUGUUCAAUGAAGACGAGAGGCCAGGACCAGUGUCAGGGAAAAAUUGGGGUGUGCUCUUUACGAAUGGGUCUUCUGUAUAUCCUUUAAGUUUGAGUACUUCCAAUCAAAAUACUGGGAAUUCUUCUGGGGUUUUCUGCGUGGCGAAAGCUGAUGCAGAUCCUGAUAAGUUGCAGGAUGGCUUAAACUGGGCUUGUGGGCAAGGCCAAGCUAACUGCACUCCUAUUCAAAAAGGGCAGCGGUGUUAUCUCCCCAAUACUAUCGCAAAUCAUGCUUCAUAUGCUUUUAAUGACUAUUAUCAAAAGAUGCAAAGUGUUGGCGGAACAUGUGACUUUGAUGACACCGCCAUGACAACUACUGUUGAUCCAAGUUAUGGAUCUUGUAAAUUUACCGGAAGUUCUAAUUCAAGCACAAUCGGGGGACUUACACCAGCGGCAAUUGCACCUUCAAGCGCCGUUGGAGGCUGGAGUUCAAAUCUACAAGUUUCCAAUCUUCAAUAUCUCAUACCGGCAGCAUUUCUUGUAUUGCUUUUGCUUUGA
Molecule: messenger RNA, 1461 nt
Organism: Prunus armeniaca (apricot)
Lineage: Eukaryota; Viridiplantae; Streptophyta; Magnoliopsida; Rosales; Rosaceae
Source: the annotation of a GenBank genome assembly